AUGCUGAAAGCAACCUCAAAAGAUGCAGAGUCGUGGAUAAAAGCGAAACUGGUUGACUUGGAGCGUCAAUACCGAAUAACACCAUCGAAACAAAAGUCACUUCUCACUCCCAAGCAUUUAUCCACUUUAAAAGAAUUAAAGGACAAGUCCGAUUUGGUCAUUCUAAACCCUGAUAAAAGUUCUGGGGCUGUCCUGAUGGACCGUGCAGAUUACCAACGAAAGAUGGAAUGUAUCCUCAAUGACCCAAGCAAGUUCUUACGAAAAAAAGCAUGUGAUGACCCCAAAGAGCUGGAACGGAAAAUUGCCUCUGAAGUUCAGUUUCUAUUUGGACAUUUCAUCCAUUAG
Echinostoma caproni is the source of this 345-nucleotide messenger RNA. NCBI's taxonomy places the organism in Eukaryota, Metazoa, Platyhelminthes, Trematoda, Plagiorchiida, Echinostomatidae. The record is from the annotation of a GenBank genome assembly.